UGAUAACGAGUCUGAAAUCCGGUCUGACAUAAUUUUGACGGCGAAAGAGUCUGGCUGGAGUUGGUAGAAUUAAUUACUGAAAUCCUUGGGAAGUACAAAAAAUCAAUAACCACUUCAAUAACGCUGUCUCCCUGUCCGCCCAAUACUUCAUAAUUUCCGCAGAAUUACGCUUUAUCUAUCACUCAUCAUCUGGACGGCAAAAUCGAUCCGCCUGUUUGGAAAAUUACCAUUCAAGUUCAACCCACAACACUUCGACUUCGCUUGAGGUUCUGGGAUUGCGGCAAUGAGCUUCAGAGACGACAACGAAGAUGGGAGGGAUCUUAGGAAGCCCUUCCUCCAAACUGGAAGCUGGUACAGGAUGGGCUCGAGGCAGUCCAGCAUCAUGGGCUCCUCAUCUCAGGCCAUACGAGAUGGCUCUAUCUCUGUUCUCUUUUGCGUCCUCAUCGCCGCCUUGGGUCCUAUUCAAUUUGGUUUUACGUGUGGGUACUCUUCUCCUACUCAAGAGAGCAUAACCAGCGAUCUGAAACUCUCAGUUUCGGAGUUUUCUCUGUUCGGGUCUUUAUCAAACGUGGGAGCGAUGGUGGGAGCAAUAACCAGCGGUCAAAUGUCGGAGUACAUAGGGCGUAAAGGGUCACUAAUGGUUGCCGCAGUCCCUAACAUAAUAGGAUGGCUUGCCAUUUCUUUCGCCAAAGACUCAUCUUUUUUAUUCAUGGGGCGCUUAUUGGAAGGAUUUGGCGUUGGGAUAAUUUCUUACGUGGUGCCUGUUUAUAUUGCUGAGAUAUCACCUCAAAACAUGAGAGGCGGCCUCGGAUCCGUGAAUCAGCUCUCCGUUACAAUUGGAAUACUGCUGGCUUAUCUGCUGGGCCUUUUUGUCAACUGGAGAGUGCUUGCAGUUCUAGGAGUUCUACCAUGUACAGUGCUAAUUCCUGGGUUAUUCUUUAUACCAGAAUCUCCUAGAUGGCUGGCCAAGAUGGGAAUGACAGAAGAGUUUGAGACUUCAUUGCAAGUUUUACGAGGAUUUGACACUGAUAUUUCUGUUGAAGUACAUGAAAUCAAGAGAUCUGUGGCAUCAACAGGAAAACGAACUACCAUUCGAUUCGCAGAUCUUAAGAGAAAAAGAUAUUGGUUUCCUUUGAUGGUAGGAAUUGGAUUGCUUGUGCUCCAGCAAAUCAGUGGUAUUAAUGGAGUUUUGUUCUAUUCAAGCACCAUCUUUUCGGAUGCAGGAAUUUCAUCCAGCAAGGCUGCUACAGUAGGUCUUGGAGCUUGUCAGGUUUUUGUGACUGCAAUCGCAACUUGGUUGGUGGACAAAACUGGCCGGAGGGUUCUCUUAAUAAUAUCCUCCUCUUUAAUGACAUUUAGCCUCGUCCUUGUUGCUGUAGCGUUCUAUUGGGAGGGAGUCGUAUCAAAGGAUUCUCAUCUAUACAGCAUUUUGGGAAUAAUCUCUGUGGUUGGGCUCGUGGCAAUGGUGGCUGGCUUCUCUCUAGGACUUGGACCAAUUCCUUGGCUUAUAAUGUCUGAGAUACUUCCAGUGAAUAUAAAAGGCCUAGCUGGCAGUGUAGCCACCUUGUUGAAUUGGUUUACUUCUUGGGCAAUCACAAUGAGUGCAAACUUGCUUUUAUCUUGGAGCAGUGGAGGAACAUUCACAAUCUACGCGGUAAGUAUCUGCCUUCACCAUUGUUUUUGUAGCAAUUUGGGUCCCUGAGACAAAAGGAAGAACUUUGGAAGAAAUUCAGGCAUCCUUUCGAUGAUUUGGUUUGAAGAGCACUUGUUCAAAUGAACCGAUAUACCAGAUAUCUAAGUUGUUUAAUUAAUUAAACUACUAUGUAAUAGUUUCUGUAUUAAUUUUUUACUGCAUGAGUUGAGUUAGAUCUAAAUUCAAAGUAUACGUAUCACUUUUUGGUUGGCAAAUAAAGAAAGCAAUCUGUUGAGAUCAUUAAUUGCUGACAUUCAACUUUUAU
Messenger RNA from Neltuma alba, 1958 nucleotides. RefSeq names its product sugar transporter ERD6-like 6. The transcript has 18 exons. Gene Ontology annotation, cellular component: membrane. NCBI's taxonomy places the organism in Eukaryota, Viridiplantae, Streptophyta, Magnoliopsida, Fabales, Fabaceae. Bases 284 to 1702 code for a protein of 472 amino acids. The record is from RefSeq and is a predicted model, not a curated record. Gene Ontology annotation, biological process: carbohydrate transport; transmembrane transport. Gene Ontology annotation, molecular function: sugar transmembrane transporter activity.